AUGGCGGAUUAGUUUGUGCAUGGGGUCCGCUACCAGCUAGCUAUCUUCGAUAAAUGUAAGCCUAUUUCUCCCAGCAAAUGAGAUAUUUUUGAACGGGUCAAAAUGUUCCGUCGGUCAAGAUUUAGUAUCCGGCCCAAUGUUGGUGCUACAGGAAAAACAGCAUCAACACCUCAGGAAUCCCCUUCAGCAAGUCAGGAGACCAGUGAGACCCCUAAGGACGUUGGUGAGAGCUCCACUGCUACUGCUGUUACAGAUAACCAGCCUGCUGUGACCCCAUCAGAAACACCUACAGUCCCAGGGGAUGGUAUUGACCAACAUGUGGAAGGUACCAGCUCCUCAGCAGCCCUCCAGAGAAGGAAGCGGUUUUCCAUCAAGCCUAAAGUGGCCCCAGGCCGCCCCUCCAUUGCUGCUCGGAAAACAAGAACCCCUGUCAAGGCAGCCUCUGAAACCCCUGUUUCAGACCAUGACAAGCCAAAUACGUCCAGCCAAACUGGGACUGCAUCAGCCCCUCAGAGACUGCAGUCCCCAAGGCGACGGAGACCUUCAGAAGAGAGCAAGCAGCAAAUAAUUCAACCCAAACCAACCACCAUCCUUUCAGAGCCUUCAGUUGUACCUACAGCUGAGGACUCUACAGAAAAUAAAUCGUUGCUGGCAAACACUGGCAAAGAAUUUGAAAAGAUUUCAGCCAGUCAAGGAAAUGAAGCUUCUUUCAGUCUCCCGGAUAAAGUGCCCCUCUCUCUACCAGACAAAGAAGCUAUUGCAAUAUCAGAGAAAGCCAGGACUCUAAUGUCAUCUAAGUGUAGGCUGUCACUGUCAACACCAGCGUUCUCCCUGAGUCGCCUCCUCAAUGACCCUUCAGACUUACAGAGGCUUGCAAAGGCCCAAAAACUCAGAGACCUGCUCAGAGAGGAGAUGCACAAAGAAAAGGUAAACUCAGAUUAUUCAAAAACCAAGAGAUUUAAGAAAAGGGAAAAGGAAUUUGAUUUAGAUCCUGCCAAAAUGACCAUGAGGGACCUUAUCCGUUAUCUACCACAGUCCAACCCCAUGACAUCUAGUUUGGAAGAGUCAGUUGUAGAGAAUGAGACUGUGGUCCCACCUUCUCCAGGAGGAGAAAAUGUCCCAGAGAAAGUGCAGGAACCCGAGUUCGUCCCAAAAAUGCCAAGCCAGAGUGAGGAGGAAGCAGAGGCAGAGGCAGAGGCAGCGGCGGAUGAGGAGGAGGAGGAAAAGGAGGAGGAGGAUGAUGAUGCUGUGAUGGUUCCUCAGGUCAAAGUUGCAGAGGACGGCACACUGAUCAUUGAUGAAGAGAGCUUGACCGUGGAAGUCCAGCGAGCCAAAGGGCCAAAUCCAGCAAAUGAUCGAGACCCCAUCUUUGAGCGUGGCUCCACUACAACUUACUCAAGCUUCAGGAAAGGGACCUACUGCAAACCCUGGUCCAGCGAAGAGACAGACAUGUUCUUCCUGGCAAUUAGUAUGGUGGGAACAGACUUUUCCAUGAUUUGCCAACUGUUUCCUCUGAGAGCUCGAUCAGAGAUAAAGAACAAAUUUAAAAAAGAAGAGCGAGAGAAUUCCUGGAGGAUUGACAAAGCUUUCAGAGAAAGGCGCAAACUGGACAUUGAGUAUUUUUCUAAACUGUUAGAAAAGAUACUGGAAGUUCAGAAAAACAGGAAGAAACUGAAGGCAAUGGCUGAGAAGAAACCUCCAAAGGAGCGCAAGAAAAGAGAAAAGGGCCGAAAAAAAGCUGGGAAGAAGCUGAGUGUUGUGGAGGAGGAAGAUGAGGAAGAGCAGAAGGAGAAUCCUGAUUUGGAGAAAGAGGGAGAGAAGGAGAAUGAGGACCUCUGUAAUGAGGCGGGAACCACUGCUGUUAAGGCUAAGAAAAAACGCAAAAUAAAGAAUACCUCGACUGAGGAACCAAAGGACAAGAAAAACAAAACGGAUCAAAAGAGCAAUGAACAAGAUGAGGCCUUUAUACCUGGAGACAAAGAGGCAGCACUUCCUGAGGACUGUCAACAAUCAGACAUGUCUGAAAAGACUGAGGGAGCCAAGGAUGGCACGAUCAAGCCAGCCAAACUUUCACGAGGCAGAGCACCAAAACCACUGCUGCCGUUGGGCCGGAAGAGGGGUAAAAAGCCCCCACCUCCCUCCACCAAGACCAACGAUGAUGCAUCAGUUAAAGGAGAGGAGAGUGUGAUUGAUGGAGCAUCCACAGAGCAGGUAAAAAAAGAUGCAUCACCUUCAAGGCAAGACCAAAAUAGUAAGUCAGCCAAUAAUGGUCAUUCCUCUGAAGAGGAGGAAGCAACCGUUCAACCUCCAAAACCUACCAGGUAUGGAAGAGUGCCUAAACCCACCAAGCCCUUGAAUUACUCUGCCAAAGAGGCUGCAUCCGAAACCAGUCCUGCCUCACCAGAUGCGUCCACUGCUUCUGCUGCCAGGCCUAAACCCAAAUCCACAGCCAAGAGGGGAAGAUCAUCAAAGCAGCAAUCAUCCCAAGAGUCCAAAAAGCCUAAAUUAGUCACCCUCAGGGCUUCUCAGUCAGAAUACAGUGAUGAGGAGGAUGAAAAGCAGCGAGAGGAAGAAGAGUUGGAGGAGGAGCAGCACACUGCAUGCAGUCCAAGUAGGGACAGCUCUGCCCCCGUAUUUGUGCCUGCCAUUCUGCGCUCCCCACAUCCUGUCAUCUCAGAAGUGGAAGAGACAAUGGAGGAGCUUGAUAUCUUGGCCUCUAUGCCUGAUGUGUUGGGCAUCUCCCAAAAUGCACUCUGCCCUGAUGACUCUUGCGAGUGGGCACAAAAAGAAACGGGCACAGCUGAACCCUGCGAACAUCAGCUGGACCUGCUCGUUGAUGUUAUUGACUUCCUUUCUAUAGACCAUGCAGAAGUAUCUGAGGACGAGAGCUACAAUGAGGCUGCUCAAACCCUGUUGACCAUUGGGAACCUGGCUCACCUCUCACAGUCAGCACAGAAUCAAAUAGCCAUAGAAGAUCAAUUAACAGGGACAACAUCAGACAGUGUGAAUGAAACCAGCGAACAGCUAGAAGAAGAGGUUGCAACAAAGAUUGAUGCAGAAAAGGAAAACCGUGCCACUGCUGUUAUGUCUGCAACUUCUGUUAAUGAAGUCACAGAAAUGUCCGAAACUGUUACCACAGUGGAGCUACAAAACAUUAUUGACAAUAAUGACAUCCCCAUUCUUGAAUCCAGUGAUCAGAGGACAGGUUCUGAUAUGGAUCCUACCUCUCAAUUGACCUCAAAGACAGAUUCUCCACCGACCAGGAGAGCAAGAUUAUCCAAGGUGAAACCAAAACCUAACCUAGGCCAAGCUUCAAGGACUGCUCAGUCAAAAUCACAACCGGCGACAUCAACAGUAAGGGCAGCUGAAGAAAGCCCAUCGGAUGCUCCUGACCUUUCUCAAGCCCCUUGUCCUAGUCCUGCUUUGGAUAUGAAACCGUCAGUAGAUUUAGCCUCUACUCCUACUCUCACAGAAGAACUCUCAGGUGUAUCAGGUGCAACAACAUCACAGCGGCGUGCCUCAGAAAACAAGGACAUCUCUGAAGCCCAGUUUGAAAUCAGAAGGGAACCAGACACGAGAGACACAAGGCCAACAUAUGGGUCAACAGAUGAAGAUAUGAUGUCUCAUGUUGGGACAUCUGAGAUGAGUUGUAAUAAUCCACUGACAUCUGACACAGUUGUCGCUGAAAUGCAGAUUGGACAAGGAUCAAACAACGACUAUCCUGCUUCAUGUGUUAAACCUUUAGAAGAGUUACCUGUCAGUGAGAAGGAAAAAAGUGAAGUCAAAUCUACAAGUCAAACAAGGAAAAGUCGAUUCCAGAAAGUCAAACCCAAUCCCAAUCUAACACAGACAUCAAGGUCCAUACAUUCUAAAGCUCAAACCUCAAAAGACACCAUAGAGAAAGACUCAGACUCAACUCCAGUUACCAAAUUCCAUGAAAAAACAAUAGCAGAGGUUGAAGCGGAGCCAACUUUCACCACCUCAACUGAAAAACAAAGUCAAACUGAUGUUCCAGAGUUGACAGAUGAAGUUCUGAUGUCUCAUGUGAAAUCUGAGAGUAGAUGUAAUAAUCCACUGGAAUCUAACACAGCAGCCACAUACUUGCAGCUUGGACAAGGGUCCAUCAAAGGCUCUGUCCAAGAGAGCAAAGACCAUCCUGCUACAUGUGUGACACCUGUUGAAAAGUUACCUGUCGGUGAGAAAGAAGGGAGUGAAGUCAAAUCUACAAGUCAGGCAAGGAAAAGUCGAUUCCAGAAAAUCAAACCCAAUCUCAACCUAGCACAGACAUCAAGGACUGUACGUUCUAAAGCCCAAACUUCAAAAGACAACGUAGAGAAAGACUCUGACUUGACUCCAACUACCAGAUUCCAUGAAAAAACAAUAGCAGUGGUUGAAGCGGAGCCAACUUUCACCACCUCAACUGAAAAACCAAGUCAAAGUCACGGUCCUUCUUCAGAUUGUAUACCUUCAUUGGAUUUCGGGAUAACUCUUAAACCUACAGAGGAACUGUCUACAACUGAGGAGAAAGAGACAGACCUUGAAGUUGUAUCAGGCUCAACAACAACACAACAGAGUGCCUCAGAAACCCAGAACCUCUCUGAGGCCCAGUUUGAACCUAGUAGGGGACAGGAAACCAGAGACACAAAGCCAGCAUCUGAGUCAACUGGAGAAUCUGCUUCAUCUGUUACACCAGUAAUAGAGUUACCUGUCAGUCAGAAAGAAGCGAGUGAAGUCAAAUCUUCUUGUAAGACUAUUAGAAUACGUUUACAUCAAGUCAAACCCAAAUCCAACUUAUCACAGAUGUCGAGAACUGCGCAGUCAAAGCCUCAAGUCACUAAAGACCCAUUCCUACCCAUGCCUCAGGCAGAGACAUGCUCCAGCCCAACUUCAAGACUUAAUUUACCUGACAAGACAACAGCAGAGGUAGAGGCACAGCCAUCUUGCAGUACCAUCCCUUCUGAACAACCUAGCCAUAGCACUGCGUCAGUAUCUGUACAAUCAUUGGAAUUAGACUCCACUCCUAAAACCAUAGAACAAAACAAAAAUGUUGCAUGUGAGCUAGAGUCAAGCUCAGAGGGCUCUGAACAAAGUGUUUCACAAAGAAGGCAACGCUUUCCAAAGGUCAAACCCAAACCCAAUUUAGGAUCAUCUCUUAGAACUACACGCUCAAAACUGCAGUCAAAUGAUAUCUGUAAACCAGCAGAGCAGUGUCAUAUGGAAACCUCUUUAACCACAGAACAACAGCCUUCUGAUAAUAAUGACCCACAAUCAGAACCCAAACUCCCAGAGACAGACAGCAAGCACUUAAUGUCAACACAAUGUUCAUUAAAUACAGAUCUUAGCUGGACAAUUUUGGAUAAGUCAUUAGAAAGCACAAAUGAUAAGAGUACAUCCUCUGAUGGCUUUGUCAUACCAACUUUGUUGGUUGCAGAAAAUCAGUCUGCGUCCACACACUCAGUUUUUGAAAAUAAGAGUAGUGAAAAACUCACAGUAGAAGCAGAAUCCACAGGGGACAAAAUGUCAAAUGAUAAGGUAGAGGCAGGACCUGGUUCGCAAAGUGAGUGCAAACAGGACAUGUUCUUUAAAGCUACAAAGACAAUUACACAACCAACAGAUGGCCCAGCAACAGUUUCCGAUGUCCAGUCUUCAGGAGAUGGUUCAACAGAGCCCCAAAUUGACUCCAUGCAAUCUACUAAUACACACUCCACACCAGAUCCAAAAGAAAGCACUCAGGAGCCACCUCCAGAAAAUGACCCCGAGGCACCAAGUCAAGAUGCAGUUCAACAAUCUUCUGAAACCAAUGAAACAAGUGUCAAAAGCCCUGAUGAUAAACAGCCAGAGCCAACAGACUCUCCCUCUGGAAAAGCUCCCCCGGCUCGUAGAGGCCGACUUAUUAAACCCAAACCCACCCUGGGACGCAGCAGACGACCUCCACAACACGUCCAGAAUACACCACAAGCAGAAGCAGCAGAUGUUGGUAUUCUCUCAGAAGAUGCUGAUACUUCACUGGGAAGCUCAACAGAAGUAAUUGAACAACUGAGUCAACAUGAACCCCUUGUAGAGGUUUCUGGAUUGUCUACUGGUUGCACGACACAAGUACCUGACUCAGGUACUCAGGAUGCAUCAACAUCAAGUGCAGGAGGGACCCAAGGUCAUCCCAGCUUCACAAUAUUUCCAGACAUGAUGUUGCCUCAGGAUCCUUCUGAUCCAGAUGAACCGUUCUUCAUCCUCUCUCUGACCGAGAUCCCAGUCAGCUCAUCUGGGGAGGGGGUGGACAGUGUGCCUGAGCCCCUCCCUUCUCUUCCUGUAACAGAUGCUCCAAUAGAGCAACAGAGUGUUCCUGGAGAGAGUUUGGCAACAGUGCCUGUGCCCAUGGAGGACAGUAAUGAGACAGGCGUCAUACAUGUGAAAGACCCAGAUGAUGGUUCAACUGAGGGGAAUCAAGUGGACCCACAUGAGAGAACUACAGUACAAGAGACUGGACAGAAUAAAGAUGAGACUGAAAUUCCUCAGACAAAGGAAAGACAAACAGGCACUAGAAGAAGAGAAGCGGCCAAACCGCAGGUGAAGCCCAAAACUACAAAGAGGAAACAAACCAGCAAGACUGCCACUGCUAAGAAAGCUGAGUCCCUCCCCAUCCAAACAGACACCAUGGUGCAGUUAGAGCUUCCUGGGCCUUCUGUGCAGCCAGAGGCUUCUGAUGAUACUGAGCCACAGAGAGGAAGGGCUGAUCAUGUAGAAGUGGAAAAGGAGACUCUGACAGAUGUUGUGGACCCUGAGGGCACCAGCUCAGGAGCAAAAACUACACAGACUAGUAGUCGGAAAAGAAAAGCAAAGGAAUCUGACCCUGGCAAAGCAGCUUCUAAGAGCCCUAAGGUGAAAACUCCUCGUGCAAAAGGUAAAAAAUCGACCCCGGCAGCUGUAGCCUCAACACCAUGUGAAGUCACCCCAAAACCCGGUCCGAACACGGGGCAACAUGCUUCAGAGCACAGCCGACCACGCUCAGAGCAAAGUCCUAGCACUUCCCUUUGUCCAGCUGAGGGUUAUACUGAAUAUAUGGAGAGCAGCUCUCUAGAGGAGGAGCCCACCAAUGUGUCGCAGUACUUCCUAAGUGACAUUUUUACAGAUGUUGAAGAGGGGUGAAAGCUGUGAAGAGUCUGGGAAAGAGGAGGAACCCACGGGUGGUUUGCUCUUUUUACAUUUCUGUUGUGUUAAGUUAUGUCUGUAAAGAUUAAUGUAUAACUAAGUUGCUUUUGCUGUCAGUUGUAAUUAAAUUAAGAUAUAUUUGCUAUACUUACACAAGCACUUUGAAUAUGUACAGUUGUUUCAAUUGACUGAAAGUUAUUUUUAAAAAGCCAGUGUCAAAUAAUUAAUAUUAAAUUGUACAAAUGAAUAACUCAAAAACUGGUAAAUCACUUGUUUCAUUUAAUGAGGAUUUUUACAAUAAUCCAUUAUGUUUCACGCCUCAGAUACCUUUUUUUAGUUACCUGGGAAAAUGUAAAUAUUGUACACUGGCUUUUUUGAUUGUUCUUUUUCAUAUCUGUUCCAUGAAAAAACCCGGAUUACUUGACAUCAUAUACAGUUAUAUGUUUAAAAAGUAUUACCUUUUUAUAAUGCCUCAUCUGUGUAUUCAGUUUUGUGCAAAUGUUAAUUCAUCUUUUUGUAUUUGACAAAAAACAAUGUCUUAAAAUGUGCUUUUCAUUUCGAAAACUGAAUUUUAUCCUGCAAACACACCCCAUGUAAAGUUAAGGUAGUCAACUUUUAUUUAAAAUAAGCUCUCAUUGAGACAUUUUGUUGUACUGUACAUAAUGUUGUUCAGUUCAAUGUUAAAGAGGUCCUUGUACAGAUUCAAAGCAUUCUUUUUAUUAUGUUUGAUACUUGAAACAAAGGCACAUCAUGUGUUAUUGUUAUGUUUUAUAAGUUCAUUAAAAUAACACAUGGAAUUCUGUAAGGUCUGAAUAAAAUGUAUUCUUCCAA
Molecule: messenger RNA, 7977 nt
Organism: Trematomus bernacchii (emerald rockcod)
Lineage: Eukaryota; Metazoa; Chordata; Actinopteri; Perciformes; Nototheniidae
Exons: 30
Coding region: 103-7143 (2346 amino acids)
Biological process (GO): RNA polymerase III preinitiation complex assembly
Cellular component (GO): transcription factor TFIIIB complex
Molecular function (GO): TFIIIC-class transcription factor complex binding
Source: RefSeq, a predicted model, not a curated record